Molecule: messenger RNA, 2039 nt
Organism: Syngnathus acus (greater pipefish)
Lineage: Eukaryota; Metazoa; Chordata; Actinopteri; Syngnathiformes; Syngnathidae
Exons: 8
Coding region: 58-1611 (517 amino acids)
Biological process (GO): double-strand break repair involved in meiotic recombination
Source: RefSeq, a predicted model, not a curated record
UUCCUGACGUAAAGUCUUGUGAAGAGCUCUUACUUGGGUUCAGGUAACAUUUGAAAGAUGCCAGAAUCAAGCACAAAGAACCACAACGAAGGCAGCGCAGAUCCACCACAGCUUUCAUCCCUCAGGACAAGGAAAAGGCCAUCUGACAAUCUUUCCUCUACAGAUGUUGACAAUACUUUUCAACAGGUAUCUAUUGUCAUUUCUGUGCAAGAUCAGAAAGUGGCACAAUCCUCUCUGACCAAACUAGAUGUCAUUUCUGAUGAAAACGUUGACCAGUCAGAGCUGAAUGAUCCUGUUAAAAAGGAACAAGAGACAACAGUCACACAUCCCAUCAGUGAUUCUCAACUAGGGAUGUCUCCUGUAAGGGAUGAUACCAUGAGUGGAAAGGACGAGGAUGAAGAUCAAAUGACAGAGAAAUGUGACCAAAUAUUGUCUCAAACAGAGCAAAACCAGGUCUUUCCGUUGACCUCCAAAGACUCAGGUCAGUUAUGUUCAACUGCUUUAGAAGAUCAGCAGAGAACAAGUAAUGGCCUUCAGUGUAAUUUAGUAAGAAACCAAAAGGUGAGCCUUGGUGCACAGAGCAAUGAGAGUAUGGGUGACAGCAAAGAUGACAAAACUGAUACAGUGACGGAGGAGCCAACCAAAAAAAGGAAAAGGAUGGGUAUGUGUGGUCUGACAGAAAAGGAGCGAAGUCAUUUUUUACAGAUGACUAAGACUGUAAAUGGACAGAACAGCAGACCGAAAGUUGAACGGCAGACAUCCACAAACAAAGUUGACAUUGAAUCAUCUCUCCUACCACCAUCACUGCUUUCAACUCCGGUGACCAUCACUGCAGAACUGAGGAAAGAAGAGGUACUGCACACCAGUCAGGAUAGUGCAGUGGACAGGCCGGUAACAGAGCUCCACAUUCCUGACGCUCCCUGUAAUGGGUGUGACAUUGUGUGCAAGUCAAGUAGUUUGGACGGCGAAAGACAUGUCUGCGAAGAGGGCUCAGUUCUUGCUCCAGAUCCAACCGUGGACACCGAAUCAGCUCCACCUGCAAUGGGAAAGGAACAUCAUUUGGAGAAACCAAAUCCCCAAGAAGUGGACUGCGAAUCAUUCAGUCUAACUUCUAGCGAUGUGGAGGUGCAGUGUGUUUCUGUAGGAACUGAUGAGAAGACGCAUGAUCUGCUUGGUGAUGCUAUGGACUGUGAGGAAGACAAAGCAGAUGCGUUGUCUGUUAACACCCAAGAAGGAGACUGUCGUGUCAAACUCUGUGAAGUCAUCCCCUCUGGCGGCUCAGAGACGAAUAACAUGCUUGGUCACGAUGAUGACCAUUGCCCUGGUGCUGUGAACACAAAGCAGCCGCAAACCAUAAACUCCAGUGACUCUCUUGGAUCUGGGUGCUUCGAUUUUGUCUCAGACUCGCAGCUCAACAACAUCGAGUUGAUUGACGGCCAGGCAAUAAUGGAGAAAGUUGUUAAACCCUCAAGCCAUGAAGAAGAUGCCUCUCCAUUGAUUUGUGGGCUCAUUAAGGAACUCUCCUUUUUAAAUCGAACAAUUAUGGCUGCUCAUCGAGAGAUUGAGAACAUGCGGCGUGGCAGCAAGAACACAAGGAGUUUACCCCGUUGAGAAGCAAUCCAACUGAGUUCUUAAGUUGAAGGUCAAUGUAAACGUUGGAUCUAUGUUACACAAUUUAACCAUUAAGUUCACUUAGUGUUAAAAAAUUACAUUUUGACACUUUUUUUGCUUUUCUGUUAAUUUGUUGCAAAGUGGAACUGUUUUUUUCCAAUUAUAUUUCUUAUUCAUGAUGUAAGGUAGUUAUUUUCCAUCAGAACCAAAAGAUCAAUCACCAAAAGUGUUGGUUUUCACAACACACCAUUUUUUAUUUGAAUACAAACAAAAGGCGAUCCAACUGAGUUCUUAAGUUGAAGGUCAAUGUAAACGUUGGAUCUUUGUUACACAACUUAACCAUUAAGUUUAGUCUUUAAAAAAUUCCAAUUUGAUGUUCACUUUUCUGUUAAUUUGUUGCAAAAUAAAACUGUUUUUCCCGAAUUAUA